Molecule: messenger RNA, 2102 nt
Organism: Vitrella brassicaformis
Lineage: Eukaryota; Vitrellaceae
Source: the annotation of a GenBank genome assembly
CCAUCCCCAGCCGCAGCGAGGAGCUGUGCCCGACCAUGGCCAACCUGGGCGGCAUCGAGAGGGGUGCUGGCGGGGGCGAGGCCAGCCGGCAGACCCCCGGGGGCGAGGCCAGCCGGCAGACCCCCACAUUGCAACCACUUCUCUCCACCCAGCGGCGAGGGCUACACGAGGACGCCAUCCACUGUGUGCCGGAGUGAUGGCAACGAGAGCGGGGGCGCACCAGAUGCGUCUCGCGUGGCAUACCGACAGUGCCGCCGUGUCUUCGAGCGUCACGGGCGUCCCGGGCAGGGCGGGGGCAUGGGAGGCGGCAGCGAUGGGCUCGCGACGGUGUCUCACAGCAGGGGUCUGCCUACACACCAGCAACAGGGGAGCGGGCGGAAGAUGUCACGGCCAUCCUAGAGGACACUGGAGGGAAAUCGAGACACAGGUACAUCGCAUCGACACACACACACACAUACAAACACACACACGUCCCCACUGUCUUCAUUUUCUUCGUCAGGUUGAGCCCUCCGGCGCCAUGGUGUCCGUCUGGCGGUCGCCACAGGCAAGUCCCUUCGCGGCCUCCCGAACACCCACAGAGUGUCUCGGCAAACCAAGCCCCCAAAUGGUCACGGAGAUCUGUCGGAGCUCUCUGUGGACCAGCAGAACGCCCUCUUUGUCGGGGAUGCUAGUGGACGGAUCUGCAGAUGGCCCGCACCGCCGGCGUGAUGCCCGUGGGUGUGGGGUGGGGCCCGAGCCGCCCUCCUGUCUGCAUGCGGGGGUGCGGAGUGCUGGCGGUACUGGUGGAUGGGUGCAUGUGCAUCCUCCGACAUACUGACUGAGUGACUGAGUGCAUAUUUUUGGUGUGUUUCCCAUUCAUUCACCCAUGAUGGGUGCGGUGCGGUGCGGUGCGGUGCGUGAGAUGCGUGUAGUGGCGUGAGCCUAAGGCCAUGCCUGUGUGCAUCCGUGUCGACUCACUGACUCACUGACUCACUCACUGACUGUAGUUUUAUGGUAUUUUUGGUCCACGAUAUGGUUCAUUCAUUCAUUCGACAUACUCACUGACUCACUCACUCCACUCACCCAAAAUGUGCUGUUUGUGUGGAUGUAUAACGGCAGCCACCCACUGACUCACUGACUGCUCCUCUACUGCUUUGGCGCUUUUGGGUGCGGCCCGCUCCAUAUCACACCCGACCGCCAAGACACACUUGUCGUCCGUGGCGCCUCUGUGUGUCUGUCCGGUUUGAUUAAUCGGCGCACCCACGGAUCCGAUUGACUAACUAAGACGACUACCUCUCACCACACUGCACACGGCACCACACGACACGACACUGACCUGUAGCCGUCUGCAGGCCUUAUGUUCGUUCGGUGGCUGACCUGCACACAUGUGUCUGUUUUCGUCACACACACAUGAUGAUGUGUGUGUGGCUGUGUAGGCUUUUAGAGAGUAGCACUGGCUGGCUGGAGGGUCGACUCGCACCCACUGGGCUGUGGCCAGGCCUUGCCGCCCGCACCGAUUGGUUUGGACCGGACAUCGCUGACGACUUGACUCCCUGCCGACUGUCCUGGUCCAGCUUUGUUUGUGUGUAUCAUUCUCGCACACACAGACGUGUGGCCUGGCCUCGUGAGCUCUUUGUUGCUGGCGCUCCCUCCCCCCUCACUCGGGCGGCAGACAGGCGUUUCCUGUGUCUGUGUGCCUAGCCGCUGACAGUGUGCCUGCCUGUCUGCAGUCAGUCAGUGCAGUGAGUGGUCCGCCGUCUGUGGGAUGCUCCCUGUCGGCAGCAUGAUGAUUUUGUGAAUGCUCGAGCUUGUCUGUUUGUUAUGUGACUCCCCUCUCCCUCCAUCCGGCCGGCCUUGCUGUGUGAUGUGAUGUGUGUGUGCGUGCCUGUGUGCGUCGCUUUGUGUGUGUGAUUGGGUGCGGAUAAUGAUGAUGAACAAACAGGUGGGCUGUCCGUUUGACCGUGUGUGUCAGAGGUAUCGCUGGGCGUGUCGGUCACCGGCACACUCAGAGGAGAGGCGGGGAGGGAGGGGUCAGGAAGGUGACAUCUGAUGAUGUGCAUAGACUCAUCGAUGCGCUGCAGUGCAAUGCAUGCAAUGCAAGCAAUGCAAUCGAUGGCCUCGGC